Messenger RNA from Agrilus planipennis (emerald ash borer), 1920 nucleotides. RefSeq names its product cGMP-dependent protein kinase, isozyme 2 forms cD4/T1/T3A/T3B-like. The record is from RefSeq and is a predicted model, not a curated record. Bases 1414 to 1902 code for a protein of 162 amino acids. Lineage: Eukaryota; Metazoa; Arthropoda; Insecta; Coleoptera; Buprestidae. The transcript is spliced from 4 exons.
UCAUAGGUCAUUAGACGUGGUUGGUUGCUGGUUCCUUGCGUCACAUCGUCCGCGUUAGAACCGACUGAACCGCUGUCCAUUAUCAUUUAUUCGUUCCAGAAUUUACUGUAUUAUUCAGUAUCGUUCGUGUUCUUCGGAGUGGCGUUGUAAAUAUGUGAUAAAAUGUGAUCGUUUUGUUGUUGUUUUCAUUUAUCUGUUCCCCAAAAUACCGAAGGAAUUCUUUUUAUGACAAUUCCCGUUGUUGCGUUUCGUUGAUAUAAAGAACACGUGUUGUUUUGCUCGGUUAUGUUGUUCGUUGAUCGUGACUCAGAUUGUUUUCGUUUUAAGUUAGUGCAACAGAGUUGGCGUUAUAUUGCUCGAUUGUUGUUUGUUUGCCAGUAACAGUUUUAACCUUAAAAUGUAAUAAAUACUUAUUACCUGUACACUGGUGCAGUUUUUACGUAUGCCGACUUUUGUCGCAUACCUCCGCUAUUUUACUUUUUUCUUCGUGAAAGUGGAUAACUACCUACAUCAUUUUAACGCAUACAGGUGGAUGUAAUGGAAUACGUUUAUUUAUUUCAAAUUUUUAUCCUUGUUUUUCAAGAGUUGAUCAAGGAGCCCACGACGUCAUCGGCCAAUGGUGAAGCGCCAUAGGGCAACACUUGCACGAAUACAUGAAGGAAAUCUGCAACACUGACAACAAGAAGACUGAAAACACUCGAGAAUAAAAGUACAUUUGUAUAAGUAAAAAAAGUGCAGAACCGUUGUUUUUAAACAUAAGUAAAUAUUGGAUUGUACAAGCAAGGAAUUGUAAGAAAAACUAUCUUCAAUUCUGUAUCAAAAGUAGAUUAAUUAACUUUAGAAGCGGGUAAGCCAACAAAGAAAAAAAAAACAACAAAACAACAAAGAGCUAAAAAACGAUUUUGAAGGAGGAGAUUUGGAUUUCUACUGCCGAUUAAUUGAUUUACUUAUUUAUAUACAUUCCAUAUUGGAGUAAGAACGCAAAAAGGCCUUCCAAUUUGUAAGAGCUUCAUAACUUCAACAUUUAACUACGUUUGGAGUGAUAAGAGUUUAUAAAAACUACUAUUUGCACAGCCACCCACGUAUUAUCAUCAUCGAACCCUGCAUCAAUUCGAUCGAUUCUGAUUAAUCGUCGAUAUUACCUUUCGUCGCGAUUUUGCGAGUGUCCGUUAAUUGUUGUCUUCGUGCUUGCGUCCGGUGUCUUCGGUAGUGAUAAACGAUCGAAGUGUGUGUUGGUCAGUCACUCAGUAGGUGAUUCCGAUCGUUUGUUGUUUGGCGCGUAUCCAGGAAGGCGCUUGGCGAUCGUUGCCAAAUUGUUGGAUCGAAUCGGCAGCAUCGGCUCCGGCAGCCGCCUCCUCGUGUCCGCGUCGACGAAGUUCCGUAGCCGUGGUGGGCGCAACAGUGGCCGCGUAUAUGCGCAUCUGCUUCGGCCCGUUUUGUUUUUCCUCCUCGCGGCUUCAAAACGCCGACGAGGACGGUGCCGCGGAACACGGUGGUGGUUCCGACGGCCGCCAGCACGCGUUCGCCCAAAGACAGGUGCCUCUCGCCACUAUUGUCGCCGUCAACGGUAACGCUGCCACUGUCGCGAACAUGGGUUCCGCGUCCGUGCAGCAGCUACAAGGACUUCUUCAGGCCAAAGAAGAAAAAAUUCGGCAACUCGAGACAUUGUUACGCUCCCGCGAGGAAGAAAUAUUGGAUUUAAAGUCUCACCUGGACAAGUUCCAGAGCGUGUUUCCGUUUCAUCUGAACGCGGUUAGUCCGAAACACAAAGCGCUGAACAAUAACGUGAGUGUGCGGCCGAGAAAACAAAGAGCUGGGAUUUCAGCUGAACCACAAACAGAAGCUUCUUUGCAGCAACUUGCCAAGCAGACGUUCCAAACUUAUGACAAGGACGAACGGUAAGCUUUUUCUUAUUGUUUU